Mesorhabditis belari is the source of this 1140-nucleotide messenger RNA. NCBI's taxonomy places the organism in Eukaryota, Metazoa, Nematoda, Chromadorea, Rhabditida, Rhabditidae. The record is from the annotation of a GenBank genome assembly.
AUGAAAUAUUUCUACAUCUUGCCUCUAUUCACAGUGCUUUUCAUUGAAGUUGAGCCAAGAAAUCGAAGAGUUUGGUUUUCACAAGGGAAUAAUUUUCGAAAAUGCGAGGAACCCUACGAGGAACGGCUGUGGUGUGCACCGAUGAGAAAAUGUCGUGCGUGUGGAUUUAAAUCAGGCGGAGUCGCUACAACAAAAAUGCAAGUGCCCGGCUCGAUCCCGAUGCAGGGCGCCCCAAUGAUGGCCCCAAUGAACACAAUGCCGAUGAUCGAUCAACCGAUGCCAAUGGGAGGAAUGGGAUAUCCGGCUGCCGGAUCGUUUCAGACGAGCGCAUUUGUCUCCGGCGCUCCAGUGAUCACCUCUCAACCGAUGGGCCCCGGCGCUCCUCCGCCACCACCGGGCGCUGCCGUUCAAUGGAUGGAGCCACCACCGCAAAUGCCCGGUGUCCCACCAGGGUUGGAGUAUUUGACUCAAAUCGAUAAACUUGUUAUCAAUCAGCAUAUGUCUUUACUUGAAAUCAUGGUGAGUUGGGAAGUGAAAAACAAGUACUCUGUUUUCAACUCAGCUGGGCAACAGGUAUUCUUUGCUUUUGAAGAGUCGGAUGUUUGCGAGCGACAAUGCUGUGGCCCACUUCGAGGCUACACAAUGCACGUUGUCGAUAAUUUCAAUCGGGAAGUGAUGCGUUUCACACGUCCCUUCAAAUGUCUCUGUGAUUGUGGCUGUUGUGCGGGAGCGGAGAGCUGUGCCACCGAGACAACCAUUGAGGCGCCACCCGGGAAUGUGGUGAGCGUCGUCCGACAAACGUUCGGCUGUUGUUGCCAUAAUUUCGUCGUUAACAACGCUGAUGAGUCGAAAGAAGUUUUCAAAAUCGAAGGUCCUGGGAUGUGCGGAUGGACGUACAAUUGUAAUUGUUGCGCGGAUAAGGUUUAUGAGAUUCUUUUGCCCGAUGAUAGCCGUCAAGUGAUCGGAUCGAUACGGAAAAAAUGGCGUGGUUUCAUCGCCGAAUCCUACACAAAUGCUGAUGUUUUCACGUGUGAAUUCCCAAUCGAUCUUGAGGUGACACUAAAAGCAGCGCUUUUUGGAGCAACAUUCUUAAUCGAUUUUCUUGCCUUUGAACAGCAAAAGAAUCAAAAUCAUCCGCAU